AUGGCCAGCAGCCUCUUCAAGCCCAAAGCAUUGGGGGUGGAUCGGCAUGGCGAUCCCCCCGAGUCUCCCCCAGUCGACCAGCCUCUCGCUCCUCGCCAAGCCAAGUCCCUGUUCGUCGUCCUCCUCAUCCUGGCCAUCUACACCACCAUCAUGUCCGGCUUGUUCUUCAUCAUCGCCUGCCUGAAGCCCUUCUACGGCGACUGGAUCGGCCGCAGUGGCAACCUGUCCGCCUCCUCCGCCUCUCUUCUCAGUGCCCUGCUGGCCAAGACCAUCGAACUGUCCUAUGUGACCGUCUGCGUCGCCUUCCUGGGCCAGCUGCUCAGUCGGCGGGCUCUGCGGCAUGGGUCGGAGGGGGUCAGCGUCGCGGACAUGACGCUGCGGACAUGGAUCACCCAGCCAGGGUCGCUGCUGAUGCAGUGGGAAGUCCUGCGCUACUCGGGCUGGACGAUCCUGGGCGUCAUCACCCUGGUGGUCGCCCUGGUGGCCAUGUUGUACACCACUGCGGCCGAAGCUCUGGUGUCCCCCGACUUGGUUCUGGGCCCCGUGCGCCAUCGCGUCCUGCAGGGCAAUGUCUCGACGGAAUACUCCAACCCCUACUACCUGGAAAACAACUGCCAGACCCCCAUCACCUCGGCCAUGGACCCGGUCUACUGGAACUCGACCUGCCUGGCCAUCGAGCUGGCAGGUCGGGCCUUCCACGACUUCGACCAGUACAUCCAGGACUGGGCCAUCCAGGUGCAGUCCGGCAACGACACGUCGACCUCGCUGGUCUCCCGUCCCAAGCCCUACGGCCAGCUGUACGACAACACCACCGUGACGGGCCACUGGAUCGAGAUCGUCAACACCACCGAGGUCUCCUCGCAGUACGGCCGCAUGGUGAACAAUGUCACCGCCGCCUACCCGCACGCCGGUCUGUUUGCCGCCGCGCGCGACCCGAAGAACCACAUCCAGCAGCCCGUCGAUCUGUCCGGCGAGGGCAAAUACAUCCUCCAGGCCUCCGUCCCCGUGCCCGCCGUCAACGUGCUGUGCGCGGGUCUGUCGACCGAAGACCUCAAGCCCAUGAUCUAUACCGAGUGGCCCGACCACGAGACCUUCAACGCCUCCACCUGGUAUGCGGACACCCUCGCCGUCUCGACCACCAACGCCACCGUGAUCGACGACCUCUUCGGCUUCGACUCCGACAACCAAGCCCCCGUCUUCCCCAUCUACCCCGUGGCCAUGAACACCAUCAUCAACCCCCGCGUCCUCAACACCACCUACCUCUAUCUCCUGGGCGCCUCCCCCGCCGGCCACAACCCCCCGUACGUGAUGUGUGGCCUGCGCGGCAAGCAGUCGGGCAAGUGCUCGGUCAAGUACCAGGUCGACUCGAGUGGCGGCGUGCUCAGCGCGAUCUGCGAGGACCCGUCCGACGCCCUGCAGUACGACCGGCUGUCGGACCCCGGGAUGGUGGAGGACGAGUGGGACGUGAACUGGAAGAGCGUGGCGUGGGAGUGGGCCGACUCGGUGACGCUGGGAUCGGGCAUCACCGGGGGGGACGCCAGUAUCGAGCGCAUGCUGAUGGAAAUGGUCCCGGCCUUCGACAACGCCACCAACACCUCCAGCCUGGCGAGCAAUCUGCCCUCGACCGGUGAGGCCCUGGCCGUGAUGGCGGGCACGACCCUCCUGCUGGGCAGCCAGGACUCCCCCUUCGUCCCCUUCUGGAACUACACCAAUUCCACCCUCGACCCGCCCGUCGUGCAGAUCUUCAACGCAACGCUCCAGUCCGCGGGGUAUGCCUCGGGUCGCGUCACCGACUGGCAGCAGGUCUUCUAUGUCAUCCUGGCCGUCGUGUUCGUGACCAACGUCGUGUGUCUGGCCUUCAUCCUGCUGCAGCUGCGCGGCCACCUCGUCACGGACUUCACGGAGCCCCCGAACUUGUUCGCCCUGGCCGUCAGCAGUCCCGACACCUCUCGCCUGGCAGGAAUGGCGGGGGAGGCACCCUCGGGACCGCGACUGCGCGAACGCUGGCAUGUGGGCGUUCGGGAGGAGAGCGGGCAUUUCUUCAUUCGGACGCGGAUGGAGCGCGAGGCGGCGAUGUACUCGACGGCCCGCGAUGUCGGGGAUCGGGACGCGGUGGAGGUCAUUGUCGAGGAAGAAUCGUCAUGA
Aspergillus heteromorphus CBS 117.55 is the source of this 2145-nucleotide messenger RNA. RefSeq lists its product as uncharacterized. Lineage: Eukaryota; Fungi; Ascomycota; Eurotiomycetes; Eurotiales; Aspergillaceae. The coding region runs from base 1 to 2145 and encodes 714 amino acids. The transcript is spliced from 2 exons. The record is from RefSeq and is a predicted model, not a curated record.